AUGAGCAAUAAUGAGUACAAAAUUGUUGAACAAUUUUUGAAAUUUGUUCCUGUUCAAUCUACAACAGGUCAAAACUUGGCAGAUGUUCUUUUAGAAACAUUAAACAAUGUUGGGAUUGAUUUAAACUUUUUACGUGGACAAGGCUAUGAUGGUGCUUCUUCUAUGAGCGGCCAAUUUAAAGGCGUGCAGGCGUUUAUUUCAAAUAAAUACCCAACUGCAAUAUACGUACAUUGCGUUUCGCAUAGUUUAAACUUAGCUUUAUCAAAUUCAGCUGAAGUAGUUCCAAUUAGAAAUGCUUUUGGCAUUCUCCAAAAAAUAUAUACAUUAUUUAAUACCCCGAAACGGCAAAAUGUCCUUCAAAAUAAUAUCGAAACAUCAACUCAUAAUUCAAAUAAAACGAAAUUAAAGCAACUUUGUCCCACCAGAUGGGUUGAACGUCAUGAUUCGGUUAUUAUAAUGAAACAAAUGUUGUUGCCUGUAGUUGCAGCUUUAGAAGAAAUACAGUUAUGGAGUUGUAAAGACUCAUCGUCUAAUGCGUUCUUACUGUUAAGUGGGAUUCGACAAUCAAGUUUUAUUAUUUCACUAUUGUGUGCAGAAAAACUCUUAAGUUAUACUUUACCAAUCAGUAAAAUUCUUCAAACGAGUGAUUUAGAUAUUUCAGAGGCUUUGAAUAACGUAGACGGUGUAGUAUUCGUUCUUCGCGAGAUACGAACUAAUGUUGAAAAUGAAUUUAAAAUUAUUUUCGACGAAGCAAAUGAAAUUGCUAAUGCUUUAGAACUAACAAUUACUAUGCCCAGAUUAACAAAAAAUCAAACCAAACGAUGCAAUGUACCAGCAGAAAAUGAAGAAGAAUAUUAUAGACGUGCCAUUUUUAUUCCAUGGCUAGAUUCUUUUAUAAACAAUAUAUCCGACCGAUUUUUAAAGCAUAAAUGUAUUAUUAAAAGUUUUAAGUGUCUUUUACCAACUGGAAAUUCCCCUAAUCAAACAGAAAAAUCACAGUAUUUAAAACUUUUAGAAUUUUAUAAAAAUGAUAUACCAGAAAAUGGUGUUAACGCUGCAGUAGCCGAAUUUGAUUUAUGGUAUCAAAAAUUUAUUAGCUAUGCUUCAUAUUCACAGAGAAAUCGACGUUCAAACUUCAGAAGUACUCUCAGUAUUGGGGAAAAAAAGAACCAGGCGUCUCAAAUUUAUAAUUUAAAAGGUAUAACAUCACCGCUACGGCACGACUUAAAACCGGAACAAAAAAACAAAAUUAGUUAG
Metopolophium dirhodum (rose-grain aphid) is the source of this 1257-nucleotide messenger RNA. Its product is annotated as 52 kDa repressor of the inhibitor of the protein kinase-like. NCBI's taxonomy places the organism in Eukaryota, Metazoa, Arthropoda, Insecta, Hemiptera, Aphididae. The transcript is spliced from 2 exons. The coding region runs from base 1 to 1257 and encodes 418 amino acids. The record is from RefSeq and is a predicted model, not a curated record.